This is a messenger RNA of Meloidogyne enterolobii, 474 nucleotides long. Lineage: Eukaryota; Metazoa; Nematoda; Chromadorea; Rhabditida; Meloidogynidae. The record is from the annotation of a GenBank genome assembly.
UGCCUCCAAAUUAACUUUAAAAUCAAUUUUUCAAAAAAGGUAAUGUCAGUAAAAUUGUGGAUUGUUUUAUACACCCUUCGAGAAAUGCUUCAAUUUGUUGAUAAACACAUAAAAUCUGAAAGUAGCAAAAAAGAAGAGAAAAUGUCUGAAAAUGAAGGGGAAGACUUGAAGAAGAAAUUUGCUUUGGAUUUUGCCAAAACUUUAUUAAAUGAUCAACCCGAAUAUUUGGUUAGGCAUAACGAGGAAUUAUUUAUUAGAAGAGCAAUUGUCUCUUUUCCUUAUAAACAAUCGAUGUUAUGGCAAUCAUUAAAUCAAAGUUUUAAAACUGUCGAAUUUGGUUCUCCCCCUCCAGCUUUUAUUAUUUUGUGUAAUGCUCUAUUAGGGCACAGAUUUGUCCAAACAUCUAAAUUUUGUAGAACUUGUUCAAUUCCUUCAGCUAAGAAACGUUGUCCAAAGUGUAAAGUAAAUAUUUAA